This is a messenger RNA of Emiliania huxleyi CCMP1516, 2118 nucleotides long. RefSeq lists its product as hypothetical. Bases 1 to 2118 code for a protein of 705 amino acids. Lineage: Eukaryota; Haptophyta; Isochrysidales; Noelaerhabdaceae. The transcript has 4 exons. The record is from RefSeq and is a predicted model, not a curated record.
AUGCUCGACAAGCUCAAACUCGAGCUCGUGCCGGCCGCCGGUGACAAGCUCGUGCUCAAGCUCUCUCCUCCGCCGCGGCCGCUUGCUGACAAGCAGGCGUGUGUUUGCGUGCACGUGGCACUGCGCUCGUCCUACCUGCACGCGUGCGGCAUCAAGUCCGCCGCCGCCGAGGAGUUGCCGCCAAGCGCCGCCGUCGAGGAGGACCCCGAGUCGGCCACCGCGGAGGCGACCGCCGAGGAGGCCGCCACCGAGAAGGCGACCACCGAGGAGGCCGCCGCCAAGUCCGCCACCGAGGGGGAGUCCGAGGAGGCAGCCAUCGAGGAGUCCGCCGCCGAGGAGUCCGCCACUGAGGAGGCCGUCGUCGCCGAGGAGGCCGCCACCGAGGAGGCCGCCGCCAAGCCCGCCGCCGCCGAGGAGUCCGCCACCAAGUCCGCCGCCGCCGAGGAGUCCGCCACCAAGUCCGCCGCCGCCGCCGCCGAGGAGUCCGCCACCAAGUCCGCCGCCGCCGAGGAGUCCGCCGCCAAGUCCGCCGCCGCCGAGGAGUCCGCCACCAAGUCCGCCGCCGCCGCCGCCGAGGAGUCCGCCACCAAGUCCGCCGCCGCCGAGGAGUCCGCCACCAAGUCCGCCGCCACCGAGGAGGCCGCCGCCACCGAGGAGUCUGCCACCGAGGAGGCCGCCAAGUCCGCCGCCGCCGAGGGGGCCGUCGCCAAGGAGGCUGCAAAGGAGGUCGAGAAGCCGGCCAAGACCGUUUCCAACCCGCCCGACCCAGCGGACACCACCUGCUACCCGGGCCUGCCCACGCCGACGGCGGUGGGGGAGAGCGAGCCGGCGCCGGCCCGCAGCUCCGGACCGGGCUACGUGGUCGGCGUCGAGGCCGAAGUCCGCCGGCUGGGCGAGAGCGUCGUCUACCAGGCUACGCCCGCCGACGGCAAGAAGUCGCCGUCGCCGGGAGUCCCCACCUCCGGCGGCAUUGCGCCCGUGGCGCCCAAGCCACUGAGCGCGGUCGCGGGCGCGGGGCUGGCUGAGGCCGCGGCCGCCGAGCGGCGCGAGUACUGGGAGGGCAUUCGCAAGAAGGCGAAGGCCGCGCUCGAUCUCAUUGCCGAGCGACGGGAGAAGUGGGCGGACUUGCAGUCGCGGCGCUCGAGGAAGUGCCGGCGCAAGGCAAGGCGCUGGCGCAAGCCGAAGACUGACAAGAGCCGCGGCCGCGGCCGCCGCCCGGACCGGCGCCGCGAGCCGCAGAACACGUCCGGCAAGGCGCCAUUCGCCGCUGGCACGUGCGGCGCCGGAGCUGGCACGUGCGGCGCCGGCGCUGGCACAUGCGGCGCCGGCGCUGGCACAUGCGGCGCCGGCGGUCGCGCCGCCCUCAAGGCGGCGGCCAACUGCGUGCAGGGCGGCUACACGAAGGCCGAGGGCGCCUUCCGGUGGCUGCUCCUCGUCUGCAUGCCCGCCUUCGGCCACUGCGCGUCCGCCGUGCCUAGCCCGACGGCGGUGGCCUCGGCCUUCUCGUCUACCGUCGCCUCGGCGUCCUCGGCCUUCUCAUCCGGCGUCGCCUCGGCGGCGUCCUCGGCCUUCUCGCCCGCCGUCGCCUCGAAUCCGUCCUCGCUCGUGAGCUGCUCGCCGCUUCUCAUGCCCGCAAGCGUGCUCAUCCUCCUCGCCAUCGCUUGCGGCGCCUCCUGGCCGACCGCGGCGAGCGGAAAGGGGGCUCGCGGCGCGGCGUGGGCCACCUGCCUCGCCGCCGCCACGGCGCGCCUCACCGGCACGGCGGCGCUUGCCGGCUUCUUCGCGAGCGCCUUCUCGUGGCUCGCGGCGGGUCCGCCGCAGGUCGCCGCCGCGGCCGCUGCCCUGGCCGUCGUCGGCACGGUGAUGUGGCGCCGCAACUCAAAGGCCCGCCGACUCGGCUGGUCCAGCCUGCUCGGCAUUCUUCUCUGCUUGGCCACCGUCUCUGGCGGCUUGGUCACCGCCGCUGGCGGCGCCGCGCUUGCUGCAUCCUCAACUGCGCUGCCAGACGUCACUGCGCUUCCGGACUCAGAUUUCGCUGAAGGGUUAGGAGGCCUCUCGGGAACAGGGGGAUGGGUGGCCGCCGCGCACCGUGGCCGCGUGUUCGGCACGCAAAGUUAA